GACGUUUCCGAAGGUCUUUUUCUCGGCGUUCGAUAUAAAAAGGCCGCUGCAAAUCUACUGCUCUUCAGUUGCAAACCGUGCAUUUGCAAAUAUCAAUCUCUAACGCAACGCAAUCUUCAUCAAAAUGUGCUCAUUCUCUAAUGUUGUGUGUACAACGUUGCUGGUAGCUGCUUUGGUUUUCUCGGAAUCCGACGCCCAUAAAAAAGGAAGAGGAGGCGGCGGGAGUGGAGGUGGUUACGGUAGCUAUGGUGGCCAACGAAGUCUAGGACAUGGCGGUGGUCAUACAUUACCGAUGAGUUCGGGACACGCUGGCCAUUCGUCGCAUGGAGGAUACGGUGGCCACAUUUCUCCAAUGAUAGGAGGACAUCACAGCAGUCACGCAGCACCCGUGAGCGGAGGGUACGGAGGUCAAAUUGCGCCAAUCAGCGGAGGAUACGGUGGUCACACAUCAUCCGUGGGUGGAGGGCAUUUCAGUAGUCACGCUGCCCCCGUUAGUGGUGCGUAUGAUGGACAUGGUGCUCCAGUUGGUGGAGGAUACGGAGGGCAUCCUUCUCCUGCGAGCGGAGGGUACGGCAGUAGUCAGGCGGUCCGUCGGCCUAAGAGUGGAGGCUACAGCAACAAUCACGCGUUACCUGUGAGCGGAGGAUAUGGUGGUUAUGGUGCGUCAAUGAACGGAGGAUACGGUGGCCAUGCUUUGCCAACCAGCGGAGGAUAUGGAGGUCAUGCAGCAUCGGCAGCCAAAGGUUACGGUGGCCAUAGAUCACAAAUGAGCGGGGUAUAUGGAGGUCAUUCUGCACUGAUGAGUGGAGGUUAUGGAAGUCACGCUGCUGGAAAAGGCUACGGUCGUUAAAAAAGGCAGUUAGAAAAAAGCUUCAAUAACGUCCCAAGAUCUGCAAUCCGUCCACUUCAAUUGAAUUAACCAGUCGACAAAAGAAGAAUUUCCAGUCCGGAAAUUGCCGUCCUUUGAUCUAAAUAAAACGAAUUUUCGGAAAAUACACGUCUUUUUUCAUUAAA
Messenger RNA from Daphnia magna, 1014 nucleotides. Its product is annotated as keratin, type I cytoskeletal 9. The transcript has 5 exons. The record is from RefSeq and is a predicted model, not a curated record. Bases 125 to 850 code for a protein of 241 amino acids. NCBI's taxonomy places the organism in Eukaryota, Metazoa, Arthropoda, Branchiopoda, Diplostraca, Daphniidae.